GGAAUAUACCAGCGGAGAGCAGAAUGGACACGGAAGGGAGCCAGAGCAGCCUGUCCUCCGGCACGGACAACUCCCCCCACGACCCCUGCAAAAUGUUCAUCGGGGGUCUGAGUUGGCAGACAACACAAGAGGGCUUGAAGGAGUACUUCUGUAAAUUCGGCGAGGUGAAGGAGUGUAUGGUGAUGCGGGAUCCCGUUACCAAGCGGUCGAGGGGCUUCGGGUUCGUCACAUACGCAGAACAAGCCGGUGUGGAAAAGGUUUUGGCGCAAAACAGACACGAGUUGGACUCCAAAACGAUCGACCCAAAAGUGGCGUUUCCCCGCCGGGCCCAGCCUAAGCUGGUGACCAGGACAAAGAAGAUCUUUGUCGGAGGGCUGUCAGUCAAUACCACCAUCGAAGAUGUGAAGCAAUACUUCGACCAAUUUGGAAAGGUCGAUGAUGCCAUGCUUAUGUUUGACAAAACAACCAACAGACACAGAGGCUUUGGCUUUGUUACCUUUGAGAAUGAAGACGUGGUGGAGAAAGUGUGUGAGAUCCACUUCCACGAGAUCAACAACAAAAUGGUGGAAUGUAAGAAAGCCCAGCCCAAGGAGGUAAUGACGCCGACAGGCUCAGCCAGAGGCCGCUCCAGAGUGAUGCCUUAUGGGAUGGACGCCUUCAUGCUGGGCAUCGGCAUGCUGGGCUACCCAGGUUUUCAGACUACUACCUACACCAGUCGCAGUUACUCUGGAAUCGCGCCUGGUUACACUUAUCAGUUCCCAGAAUUCCAUUUAGAGAGGACCCCACUCCUGACAUCAUCCCACCCCCCUGAGCUGGCAGCCAUUCCCCUGACUGCAUAUGGACCAAUGGCAGCAGCCGCAGCAGCAGCAGUAGUUAGAGGCUCCACCCCUUCACGCACAGCUGGUUUCCUGGGCACCAGCAGCCCUGGACCAAUGGCUGACCUGUAUGCUGCAGCCAAUCAGGACUCAGGAGUCAGUAGCUACAUCAGCGCCGCUAGCCCCGCCCCUAGCACAGGGUUCGGUCACGGUCUAGGGGGUCCUCUGAUUGCUACUGCAUUUACUAAUGGCUACCACUGAGAAGACUCAGGUCACUGAAGAUGGGAGGGCUCCUCCUCUGCUGAUGAGCCAAUCACAAUGCUGGCUGCCCACUGAUGGCACAACCUGAUUGGCUGGCCACAGGCUCUACCGGGCUCUCCUGGCUCCCUGUGGCUUCACCCACCGACUGAAUAUCUUUUUAAAUCCUGAACUCUUGUUUUGCUGUACUAAUCUCACUUCAACAUAACGUCCCCGUCUCACCUCUUUUGUCCUCAUGUAGUCUAAUAACUAGAUUCCACCCACUGUUAUCCUUUUCUUUCGAAGCUGAGAAAAGAAAACUGCAAAAAAAACAACAAAAAAACAAAAACAAAACAAAACAUAACAAAAAACAAAAAAAUCUCCGAGGAUACAUUUGUCAUCUUCUACAAAGACACACAGGACUAUUUUGAGUUUUUUUUUUUAACUAUUAUUUUAUUUCAAUGUGAUAUUUCAUUUCAUCAUGAAAUCCUUCAAAGCUGUUACUGAUGUGACCAGAAAGAGAAAACGCCGUGCGAGAUGGGUCUUUGUCUGAAAACCAUUUUUAACAAAGAAAGAACAAAUCCAACAAAAGUCCUUUUUUUUAAACUCCAGCUUCAUGGAAACACGGAAAAAAACU
This is a messenger RNA of Xiphias gladius (swordfish), 1689 nucleotides long. Its product is annotated as RNA-binding protein Musashi homolog 1. The record is from RefSeq and is a predicted model, not a curated record. Gene Ontology annotation, cellular component: cytoplasm. Gene Ontology annotation, molecular function: RNA binding. The transcript is spliced from 14 exons. Bases 24 to 1076 code for a protein of 350 amino acids. NCBI's taxonomy places the organism in Eukaryota, Metazoa, Chordata, Actinopteri, Istiophoriformes, Xiphiidae.